CGCAAUGCUGAACAUCUACAGCUCAUUUCGUCCAUUGGAGCGCCUUCUCCAAUAUGUUGGAUUCGUACCGCUGUUGUGGUUUGAACAAGGCUUUCAGAAAAGAAGCAUUCCAAAAAUAAUGCUCAACUGCUCGAAUGUUAUUUUAAACAUAAUUGUGUGCGUCUUGAUCCCAAUCAUAUUUGAGCAGGACUAUCUAACCCGUUCUGUGCACGCAUCGUCCUCCAAUGUGUCACGAUUCCUGCUGACCAGUUUCACGAUAAAACUGAUUACGUACUGCCAGCCGUUAGCGUCGAUUUUGAUAGGGAACGUUCAGGCGGACUGCCUCAAGAAUAUACUUCAGGAUCUAGAUCAUUUUGACGUUCAGCUGAAAUGUGCAUGCAAAACUAGCGUCAAUUUUGGACACCAUCGAACACAGGCGUUCAACUUCAUCCGAUGCUACAUAUUGUUCUCGGGAUGUGUUCUUCAGAUGCAGUUUUACUUUUUAAGCAGAUUGAUUCUGACCAACUUGAGCUCUGUCCAAUACGUGUUGUACUUGAUUGCGAAUUGUACCCAAGUGUAUGUAACCGUUCAGUUCGUUUCAUCACGAUUUAAUUUGAGAAGCUGAACGAGAC
Molecule: messenger RNA, 611 nt
Organism: Culex pipiens pallens (northern house mosquito)
Lineage: Eukaryota; Metazoa; Arthropoda; Insecta; Diptera; Culicidae
Exons: 2
Coding region: 5-604 (199 amino acids)
Source: RefSeq, a predicted model, not a curated record